Molecule: messenger RNA, 494 nt
Organism: Dermacentor andersoni
Lineage: Eukaryota; Metazoa; Arthropoda; Arachnida; Ixodida; Ixodidae
Source: RefSeq, a predicted model, not a curated record
CAGUAAUUAAUAUGACAUUUUAUACAGAAGAUGAGUACUACGACUACAGCGAUGAAUACACAUCAUGGACCACAGCUAGUAGUGAGCCGCAGAACUACAGCCGCAUGCGUUCGACCAUAGAAGCGACUGCCUCUGGCUUUUCUCUGUCAGCACCCAUCUGGACCUUCCGGUACUUAACUGAAAAUUGUUCCGUCGUAGAAGUACCCGACCCUUAUAUAGACGACUGCAAUGGUUCCCAGAACGCAGCCUCCGACAGCAACAGCCUCGAUAGACGCGACCUUUCCUCCAACACGUGGGAAUGCUCAAAGCCUCGUUGUGAACUUUGGGUGCGCCGCGAUUACGAUAAAGGUCACCAUAGACAAGGGGAUCUGAGAAAUUCGUACUGCUGUGAAAAAUUCUUCAACAGUUCGUGUGCCACUUCGACUAUAGUACGAGUAUACGACGAUAAUAAAUGCCUCCACAAAGAAGAGGCGCCACAUUGUUAAUAAAUAAAG